GGCAAGCACAGGCACCGACAAGUAAAAGAAGACUUUGAUGAACUCAAGGAGCAGACGGAGCCGGAUAUCCCGGUCCUUCGAGUCACGGGCGUCAAGGGCUCGUUCGGCUCGAUUAAGGGGCCAUUUAUCAAUGGUCUCAUUCACUGCCGACCUAACGACGCCAGUCGUUGGAGGGUUAGUGGAAUCAUUGAUAAGAGUCGAGUUGAUCUUUUGCAACGAUGGAGUUUGCAAGCUCAGGCUAAUGACAGCCAGGUAAAAAAACAAAUGUAA
This is a messenger RNA of Protopolystoma xenopodis, 270 nucleotides long. NCBI's taxonomy places the organism in Eukaryota, Metazoa, Platyhelminthes, Monogenea, Polystomatidea, Polystomatidae. The record is from the annotation of a GenBank genome assembly.